UGUAAGAGACGCAUGAUGCCUACUACUGAAAAUUCAAAACCAGUGUUGAAGGUUACAUAUUUUUUAUACUACUGGUUAAUUGGUCUGUCUUUUGUUGAUCUUCUAUUAUGCGUAUUAAACUACUUCUUUGGAUAUGGACAUGAUUGGUCAGAUUUCAAGGUUUUUGCUCAAUUGGAUUUUUCAUUUAGAUCACUCACUGGGUUUGUGAUUUCUGCUUACUUGCACAUCCAGUUUUCUCAUUCAAGUGAACACAGGUUCCCCAUUCUACUGAGGAUUUGGUGGGCAUUCUAUUUCCUAAUGUCUUGUUCCUAUCUUAUUAUACAUCUUGGUUUGUAUUGGAAACGUUCAUCUUUAUCAUCCCUGCUAUGGGUUUCUGAUGCUAUAUCCAUUAUUGCUGGUUCGUUCAUUUGUUAUGCUGUGUUGUUUGGCAAGGGGCGAGAAGGUGAUGAUUUCCGUCUUUUAGAGCCUCUUUUAAGUGAAAAUAGACAAGGAUCAAGUGUUGGGGAAGAUAGUGUAACUCCUUAUGCAAAUGCCAAUCUUCUUAGUAUUUUUACCUUCUCUUGGAUGAAUCCUUUGCUUGCACUUGGGUAUAAAAAAACAUUAAACCUUGAAGAUGUUCCUCAGCUUGCCAGUUGUGAUAGUGCCAAUGUGGUCUUUGCUCUUUUUAGAAAUGAACUUGAGUCUAAUGGUAAUGGCAGUGGCAAUAGUGGUCAUAUAAGCACAUUCAAGCUGGUGAAGGCAUUGAUUUUUUCGACAUGGAAAGAAAUUUUAUGGACAACUUUAUUCUCCAUUGUAUGCACAUUGGCUUCUUAUGUUGGGCCAUACCUUAUUAAAGCUUUUGUUCAAUAUCUCAAUAGCCCUCACCAACUGAAAUAUAAAGGUUAUACAUUAGUGAUUAUUUUCUUUCUUUCUAAGCUCAUAAAGUGCAUCUCAGAAAGGCAGUUGUUCUUUCAAUUACGAAAGAUGUCAAUCAGGCUCCGUGCUGCCUUAUCUGCAAUAAUCUAUAAGAAGGGUCUCAAGCUUUCAAAUCAAUCAAAGCAGGGACACACUAGUGGUGAGAACACUAAUUUGAUAAGUGUUGAUGUUGAGAGGACUUGCCUUUUCAGUUGGUACUUACAUGAUAUAUGGAGGGUCCCUGUUCAAGUUGUUCUAGCAUUGUUGAUCUUGUACAACAAUCUUGGAUUUGCUUCUUUUGUAGCAAUUUUUGCCACAUUGUUUUUAAUGUUAGUAAAUAUCCCAAUGGGAAAACUACAGGAGAAAUUUCAAGGAGAACUAAUGGAUUCAAAGGAUCGAAGGAUGAAAGUCACAACUGAGGCUCUAAGGAAUAUGAGGAUUCUCAAGCUCCAAGGUUGGGAGAUGAAGUUCUUGGCUAAGAUAAUUGAACUCAGAAACUUUGAAGUAAGAUGGAUAAAAAAGUUACUUUAUACAAUAGCUAUGACUUCUUUUGUCUUCUUGUCUGCUCCCAUGUUUGUAUCUAUGGUUACCUUUGGGUUCUGUGUAUUUAUGGGAAUUCCACUAGAGUCAGGGAAUGUUCUAUCUUCACUUGCUACAUUUGAUAUAUUGCAAGAGCCCAUUUAUAAUCUCCCAGACUUAAUCUCUAUGGUGGUUCAAACUAAAGUUUCCCUCUGCAGGAUAACUUCAUUCCUCUGUCUUGAUGAUCUUCAACCGAAUAUAGUACAAAAGCUUCUCAAAGAUAGUUCUGAGGUUGCAGUUGAGAUAGUCAAGGGAAAUUUUUCUUGGGACAUUUAUUCCUCCAAUCUCACGUUAAAAGAUAUUAAUUUCCAAUUGUACUGUGGUAUGAGAGUAGCUGUUUGUGGAUCUGUUGGGUCAGGUAAAUCAACACUACUUUCAUGUAUAUUGGGGGAAGUGCCGAAGGUAUCUGGAGCCAUUAAGUUGAAUGGGACAAAGGCCUAUGUUGCACAAUCACCUUGGAUACAGAGUGGCAAGAUAAUAGACAAUAUAUUGUUUGGUAAGGAAAUGGACAAGAAAAGGUAUGAGAUGAUCCUUGAAGCAUGUUCAUUAAAGAAGGACCUAGAAUUGUUUGCUUUUGGGGAUCAGACUAUUAUAGGGGAUAGGGGGAUUAACCUAAGUGGUGGACAAAAGCAAAGAAUUCAGAUUGCACGUGCCUUGUACCACGAUGCAGAUAUUUAUCUACUUGAUGAUCCUUUCAGUGCUGUGGAUGCUCACACAGGAUCUCAUCUAUAUAAGGAGUGUUUGCUAGGAAUUUUGGGUUCAAAAACAGUAAUUUAUGUUACCCACCAAGUAGAGUUUUUACUUUCUGCCGAUCUUAUCUUGGUUAUGAGAGAUGGAAAGAUUACUCAAACAGGAAAGUACGAAGAAAUUCUUAGUUCAGGAAAUGACUUGAUGGAGUUAGUAGGUGCACAUAAGAAAGCUUUAGCAGACCUUAAUUAUGUUGAAUGUGAAAUUACUUUGGAUAAUUUAACUAACAGUGAGGAAGAUGGUAAUAUAAUAUGUAGUGAGAAGUCUAUUCAAAAUGAUGAGGAAAAGGAACCCAAAAACUAUAAUACAGAAAAAUUGGUUGGGUCAGAAGGGCAGCUUGUCCAAGAAGAAAAGAGAGAAAAUGGUGGAGUUCGUCUUUCAGUCUAUUGGAAGUAUUUUACCGCUGCAUAUAAAGGGGCUUUCGUACCACUGAUAUUGCUGGUACAAAUUUUCUUCCAGCUUUUCCAAAUAGUUGGUAGUUAUUGGAUGGUGUUGUCUACUCCCAGUUCAGAGGAUGCAAGACCUCACAUUAGAGCAUCUACUCUAAUAUUUGUUUAUGUUGCUUUGUUCUUUGGAAGCUCACUUUGUGUAUUUAUAAGGUCCAUGCUCACUAUAACUAGUGGAUACAAGGCGGCCACUCUUUUUUUCAACAAAAUGCAUUUGUGCAUUUUCCGUGCUCCUAUGUCAUUUUUUGAUUCUACUCCAAGUGGAAGGAUUUUAAAUCGGGCAUCCAUAGAUCAAAGUGUAGUUGAUACUUCCAUUCCUCAUCAAAUUGAAGAGCUUUUUGCCUCAAUCGUAGAAUUAUUGGGAACUGCUAUAGUAAUGUCACAAGUCACAUGGCAAAUGUUAAUAGUUUUUAUUCCAAUGACUGUAACAUGUAUCUCGUACCAGCGAUACUACAAAUCUGCAGUACGAGAACUAUCACGACUAAAUGGAGUAUGUCAAGCUCCAAUUAUACAACACUUUUCUGAAUCUAGUUUAGGUUCAACCACAAUCAGGUGCUUUGAUCAAGAAGAAAGGUUUAUGGAUACAAACCUCAAGCUAGUCGAAGAAUAUUCUCGACCUAGAUUUCAUUUCUCUGGUGCAGUGGAGUGGUUAUGCUUCCGCAUGGAUAUGCUAGCAUCUAUCACAUACGCCGUCUUUUUGGUUUUCUUCAUUUCAAUGCCAAAGGGAGUUCUUAGUCCUGGUGUCGUGGGUUUAGCAGUCACAUCUGGGCUUCGUUUUAGUUUGCACGCGGUUAUAUGGGAUCUUAGCAUUCUUGAGAAUAACAUGAUAUCCGUUGAGAGAAUAUUGCAGUAUGCAUGCAUCCCUAGUGAGCCUCUUUUGUUGGUGGAAGAAAAUAGGCCAAGUUGUGAAUGGCCAUCACAAGGAAAAAUUGAAAUUUUUGAUCUACAGGUCCGAUAUGCCCCGCACCUUCCUUUUGUCUUGCAAGAUGUCACAUGCACUUUUCCUGGAGGGAUGAAGAUUGGAAUUGUUGGGCGAACGGGAAGUGGUAAAUCAACUUUGGCACACACUCUCUUUCGCAUGUUGGAACCUACAUUUGGUCAAAUUUGGAUAGAUGGUAUCAACAUUUUCCAGAUUGGCCUUCACGACUUGCGGUCAAGGUUAAGCAUCAUCCCACAAGACCCAACAAUGUUUGAAGGGACUUUAAGAAGCAAUCUUGACCCACUUGAGGAGUACACUGAUGAACAAAUUUGGGAGGUUUUAGACAAAUGUCAACUUGGUGAUAAAGUUAGAAAGAACGAAAGGAAGCUUGAUUCUGCAGUGACUGAAAAUGGAGAGAAUUGGAGCAUGGGUCAAAGGCAAUUAGUCUGUUUGGGUCGGGUAUUACUCAAAAGGAGCAAAGUAUUAAUACUUGAUGAAGCUACUGCAUCAGUGGAUACUGCAACUGACUAUUUAAUUCAGCAAACACUUAGGCAACACUUCUCAGGGUCUACUGUCAUCACAAUCUCACAUAGGAUAACAUCAAUUCUUGAUAUUGAUAUGGUCCUCCUUCUCGAUAAUGGCCUUGUACUCGAAUAUGAUUCUCCAGCCAAAUUGCUAGAUAUCAAAUCCUCGUCAUUUGCAAAGCUUGUUAAGGAGUAUACUCGAAGAUGUAGUUCCUAGUUUUUUAAAGGCUAAUCACUGACUUUUGAAUGUUCAUAUGGAAGCAUGUUGCAUUACUUUGAGUGCAUUGUUGUUUUGAGUAUGAAAAAAGAAGUGAAAAGACAGAAGAAUAGCUUUCGAGGCUACCUGUAAUUAU
Molecule: messenger RNA, 4462 nt
Organism: Macadamia integrifolia
Lineage: Eukaryota; Viridiplantae; Streptophyta; Magnoliopsida; Proteales; Proteaceae
Product: ABC transporter C family member 3-like
Exons: 10
Coding region: 13-4326 (1437 amino acids)
Biological process (GO): transmembrane transport
Cellular component (GO): plant-type vacuole; vacuolar membrane
Molecular function (GO): ABC-type transporter activity; ATP binding; ATP hydrolysis activity
Source: RefSeq, a predicted model, not a curated record